AUGGAUGCAGUGAGCACUCCACCAUCAGCUGCUCUUGGCAUAGAGAGUUCCCCUUCAAAACAUGCUUCUUUACCUCUCUUCAUAUUCCUUGGUGGGAUCAUACUACUCCUUUUGCUCAUCUUAAUAUUCAUUUCUCGGAAAGUGAUCAAGCCCGCAAAAUUCAGAUCCCUCGUUGCUCGGGCAGUAAACCGGCCAGUAACAAGAGAUAUUCUAAGUGGAAAUCUCCGUACGAUUAGCUAUUUCAACUUGGAGACACUGAAGAAGGCUACCAAGAACUUCAAUCAGUUGAAUCUUCUUGGAAGAGGUGGAUUUGGACCUGUCUACUUGGGAAAGCUGGACGAUGGAAGGCUGGUCGCAGUAAAAAAGCUGGCAGUCGAGAAAUCACAGCAGGGUGAAUCGCAAUUCCUCUCUGAGGUGAGGAUGAUCACAAGCAUACAGCACAAGAAUCUCGUUCGCCUUCUGGGUUGCUGUUCUGAUGGGACUCAACGGCUUCUUGUUUAUGAGUACAUGAAGAACAGGAGUUUAGACCUUAUCGUUUAUGGGAAAAAUGACAUUUUUUUGAACUGGGGUACUCGAUUUCAAAUAAUUCUCGGGGUUGCUCGAGGACUGCAGUAUCUGCAUGAAGAUUCGCACAUCAGAAUCAUACACAGGGACAUUAAAGCGAGCAACAUUCUCCUUGAUGAUAGAUUUCAACCUAGGAUAGGCGACUUUGGCCUCGCAAGGUUUUUCCCAGAGGAUCAAGCUUAUCUCAGCACCGCGUUCGCAGGAACCUUAGGAUAUACUGCACCAGAGUAUGCCAUCAGAGGCGAGCUGACUGAAAAGGCUGACAUAUACAGCUUCGGAGUUCUGGUGCUUGAAAUUAUCAGCUGCAGAAGAAAUACUGACCUAACCUUGCCAUCAGAGAUGCAAUACCUUCCAGAAUAUGCAUGGAAGCUAUACGAGAGGUCCAUGCUAACUGAUCUCAUAGAUCCAAGAAUACGCGAAGAUGGCUUCGUUGAGAAGGAUGUGCUGCAUGCCAUUAGAGUAGCUUUCCUAUGCCUGCAGCCUCAAGGAAAUCAAAGGCCACCAAUGUCUGAAAUCGUAGCAAUCCUAACUUGCAAGGUUGAAUUGGAGACGAUGCCUGCGAAACCUGCCUUCUUGGAGAGAAAGAAGAGGAAUGAUGAGAAGAUUUCAUGGGACUCAAUAUCAGAGCCUUUCCCUUCUCCUUUAAGGAGCGACUCUCCUACCUUCCCUCGGCAUCUAAAGUAAGAUUUUGCCAAGCAAUUUUUCGAGCAAUAUGCAGAAACCGUAUUUUGUUAUUUAUUCAUUUGGCUAUUUGUUACAUUCAAAACAUCAACAUUUGUUAUGUAGAUAAAUAAACUCAUGGUACUAUAAUUCUUCUCCUCUUCCAGAUUGAAAUCAGUGACCAUUUUGAAACUGUAUUUAUCAAUAAAUACAACAAAAUAAUUGGCUACUUA
This is a messenger RNA of Salvia hispanica, 1457 nucleotides long. RefSeq names its product cold-responsive protein kinase 1-like. Gene Ontology annotation, molecular function: ATP binding; protein kinase activity. The record is from RefSeq and is a predicted model, not a curated record. NCBI's taxonomy places the organism in Eukaryota, Viridiplantae, Streptophyta, Magnoliopsida, Lamiales, Lamiaceae. Gene Ontology annotation, biological process: protein phosphorylation.